GUAGGUAACUUUUGGAUCACAAAAUCGCUCUAUUUCCGUACAGUGCAGUUCCAUUUGAAGCGUACAAUGGGUUGGAUUAACAUUUUAGUGGCAGGAUUAGUUGUUGUAGUUAUAGUCAAAGGUGCUGUAAUUCUUCCACCGAAGGAACUUUCGGCACCGGAAUCUAUAUUUCUCUUCGUCGACGAAUGUUUUGUGCACAAUUCAAGAACUUUGUAUAUAGUUGGGAUGGAAAGGCAUGCCACCUAUCAGUCGUAUCUUGCGUUGCCUUAUCCCAAAGUGAUCCUGCAGAGUGGAUUCUCUAUUGGUACACCGGACGAGACAUGUUUGCUUAUUGUUUACGUGGAUUGUAGCACAAAGAAUUCUAUGUUCACUGCAUUGGAAAUGAUGAUGCGAGACUUUACCAAAAUCGUCCGAAACGGAAAAUAUCUCGUACUGGUUGAUGAUGUCUAUCUAGCGAAUGGAAAUAUAGCCAUUUCCAUUAGCCUCGCUUCAUUCUUUGCAACGUACAACGUCGUGUACUGGGGUAUGACUGGUAUUGGCCGUGCAGAAGAACUCCAGUACACUUUGUUUUUCGCGUCCAGUGCUUAUUUUAUGGCCGUUCCACUUACCCACGGACCAGCGUUUGAGUGGAAUCGUGGACUGCUGCGCAAUACCACAUUCGAAAUCUAUGGACAGGCUGUACAUGCCUUUCCGUACACUCAUCGCAAAGGCGGUGGACAAUUUCGUGGCAUAGACAUAAGCAUCUUUCACAAUGUAAUGGAGAGAAUCGGUUGCUUUCUGAAGGUGCACAUCGUUGAACAGACGGGAGAUACGGAAAGGGAUAUAGAACAAAUUAUGAAUCGUUUGCAUCAGCUAAAGGUGGACGUGAUGCUUACACGCAGGCACGUAGUGGUAGGCACCUUACCUGUCGUGUACAUUCCCGACUACACCUACUACUGUUUGGUUGCUCCACGCUUCGCGGAAGUUGAUUUGACACGUUCCCUGUUGGGUCCCUUCUCGUCCGAUGUGUGGUGGUUUAUCAUCGCGUGUGCAGUGUUGAUAAAUUUUCUGAAAGAAGUUUCGAAACACGACACCAAAUUAGGCGCAUUGAUGCGACAGAUUAGCUUUGCUAACCCCAUCCGAUCCUUCUACCGUAUUGGUUUUGCGGUAAUGUGUUUCGUACUGAUCGAGGCAUAUCUCACGAAGGUGACGUCUUUCUUUCUAACGUACCGUUUUCUACCGGAUGCAAGAACGCUGGAUGAAUUUUUCGCAACCGACAUCCCUAUUCGGCUGGAGGAAAGUAAUAAAAACUUUUUGAAUGUUCUUGAUCCGCGUCUUAGAGAUUUGAUCGUGGCACGUGGUUCGAACCACACGGAAUGUGUGGAGUACUCUAGCCGAUGUGCUCAUUUGGACAGUUUUGCUCGAGCAUCUUUCAUGAUAAAUGAAAACGUCGGUGUCGAUUCCAUUACUGGUAAAAAGCGUUCGUACAUUGUGCCGGAAAUGGUAGCAAGCUACAACUAUCUGUCGUACUGCUUUUCACGCGGCUCCACAUUGACCGAUCUGGUUGCGGUCUAUCUGCGGCGUAUGUAUGAAAUAGGGCUGAUGCGCGUGUAUCAUCAACAGUACGAGCAGUAUCUGCUGCCGUCCAAGUACGUAACCGUCGCGUCGGAAAGUUCGUUGGAGUUUGAACAUCUGAUGUCGGUGUGGAUCUGUGUGAGCAUUGGUUGGGGAUUAUCGUUUGGUGUGUUUGUCGGUGAGCUGGUUUAUAUCAGGUUUCUAAGGAUGUUUGUUAAGGUACGGCGGUUCAGAAACAAAAUUCCAGAGAAAACUAAGAAAUGCGCUUGGAACGGUCCGAAUGUUUGAACUUAGAAUCGAUAGUGGAAAUGUAUUAAAGGCAGUUCGACGGAUACGUUUUUAUUAGUCAUGUGCGUUCCGGAAUGAACUUGGUAGGUUUGUUCCGUUCCUUAAAAUGAACGAUCGGAACUAGGUCCAAAAUUUUGAACGUGCCAGGUUCGCGGAACCAGGUUUGAAUUUAUGAACCUGGUAGGUUAACAAAACUAGGGUAGAAUAGUUGUACAUUUCCGUUCGAAUUACGCAGUACAUACAA
Anopheles funestus (African malaria mosquito) is the source of this 2086-nucleotide messenger RNA. RefSeq lists its product as uncharacterized. The transcript has 2 exons. The coding region runs from base 67 to 1842 and encodes 591 amino acids. Lineage: Eukaryota; Metazoa; Arthropoda; Insecta; Diptera; Culicidae. The record is from RefSeq and is a predicted model, not a curated record.